AGGAGUGGAAAAAAUCAGGGAAAUCAACCAGUACUACGUCCAAGCCCCUCUGGCUCAGUGGAACACUCCCCAGCAGGAGCAGUUGUGUGUCAGCAUCUGUUGGGGCUGAGGCAGUGUGUGCUUGUGUCCUUUCAUCUGCUGUAGCCGUUCCCAGCGCGGAGCACACGCUGCCUCCUCAGCUGGAGAGCUGAGGCUGCCAAAUUAAAAGAUGUGGUCUCUUUUUUGGAGAGGGGAGGAGCCUGGUGGGAGCAGGGAAGGGGCUGAGGCCACACGAUGAAGGAGGGAGGAGGAGCAGAGCUGCGAGUUUCCCUGAAGACACCAACUUGCAGAGGGUUCAUUUCCCAAUCUGAGACAAAGAAUGAACCAAAAUGCCCGUAAAGCACCUCAAAACCCAUCACUGCUCAGCUGGUCACUUCUGGCCUUCACCAGUACAGACCAGUGGGCACCACGGGCAGCACUGCUGGCCUGCCUGUGCUCAAGUGCUUGCAGCAGCCUGGAUGAGUGUGAGGUGUCCCAGCCAUGGCCCAGGUGAUCUCUGUGGUGUGCCUGGACCUCAAAGCGAACACGCUCCCAAAUUUCUGGUAUUUCUGCCAAAAUUAAACCUCUUUUACCACAUUAACGCUCCCAGCCUCUCUGCCUGCCUGGUUUGUUUUCCUACAAGCAGCUGGCGUUGCUGAGGAAGCCUUUUCCUUGCCAAUCCAUAGUAUUUCCCAGGGGUGACUACAGUAUGGAACAAGCAUCCAGCUCGAGGCUUGGCAGCUGAAGGAGCCAACAACAACAAUCCCAACCAACAGUGGGAGUGAGCACAGCCCAUCCAACACCAGCUCCAGCAACAAACACCAGGAUCCUCUGGAAUUCAAAAAUACAUCUGGAGAACAAAAAAAACCAGAGGUGGAAACCCUUCCCCAUCUCCUUUCUGCUUGAUUUUGGAACACUCAGACGCCGCUAUGCCCCAUCCCUUAUUCCCAAGAGAAGUCCCAAGGUGACAUCCAAGGAUUUUGUUUAACAAAAUGAAGUUUCAAGUGGGAAUAAAGCAGGUCAGGAGGGUUCCUCCUUUUCCCCAGCCAUAUCUGAACACGGUGAGAACAGAGAUGAAGUUUCUGGAGCACAGAGGAUAAUCCCUUUCUUGAGGGGAAGGAAUUUCCGCUCUGGGCAGGGGAAGGAAGUGACACGGUGCUGUUCUCCGGACCCAGCUCCACAGAGGGGGACAGAGGGAAUUGCUUUUCAAGCUUUUGAGAUUUCCCAGGAGCCUGGCACAGGGAUCCCAUGAGGAACCUGCUUGACACCAGGCUUCAGCCUCCCACGGAGGAACAUUUCCCUCUCGUGGCAGCCCAGGACAGACUGAGGUGCAGCAGCAGGACCUGGCAUCGCUCUGCAGGGAGGCCAGAGCGGCCACAGCCUCCCAAAACCAGGGACAGCACGGGCAGAGGGAUGGCAUGGGGAGAGGCCUGGCUUUCCCACCCUUUGGGAUUUCUGGGGAACGCACAGGAACGCAGAGAUUCCUUCCCAACUUCUGUCUUCUCCCCAGUCCAAACACGAGCACUGGGACACUGAGGUGAAUUCCUGGAGCCCGUGGUGCAGUGUUCACUCUGUACAACUCCCUGGAAGGAGCCUGGAGACAGCUGGGGUCAGGCUCUGUUCCCAGGGAACAACAGGAGGAGAGGAAGCAGCCCCAGGUUGUACCAGGGGAGGUUUAGGAUGGGUAUUAGGGAAAAUUCCCUCCUGGAAAGGGCAUUGGAAGGGGCUGCCCAGAGCAGCGCUGGAGUCACCGUUCCUGGAGGUGUCCAGCCAAGCGUUCCAAGAAGUCCCAGGUGGGUUUCCAACAUCCUGGCUGGGCCUGUGUCCCAGCCCUUCCCAGAACCAAUCCCUGCUUCCCUACACCAUGUGUUGGAUCUAAUUAAGGCCAGAAGAGAGGAGCAGUAACCAAAUGUAAAUCCCAACCCCCCGCACUGCUCCAGGCUCCCAGCCCAACUCUCCUGGGAAAGGCUCUGCUGCAACCACUGGCAUCCCAACAGGGAAAAAAAGGCUCCAAAAUAAAAUUACAGCAAAUAUUCCCAGCUGUGAGUUACGAGAGGGGCUGCUGCAGCUUUUAAAUACAUUUUUAUUGUACAAAACUGGUGCUUUUUGCUGCAGAAGCUUUAGAAGGGGGUUAUCUCCCAGGCUCAUGUUUGGAGAAUGAAUCUCACAAGAUUUGCUUUAAAUUUACCCAUUUGUGAGCUCCCAAAAAAGUUUGGAGCAGGUUUGGGAGCAGAUAAACCAGCCUUAAAACGACUCUGCAUUUCACUCACAACUAUAAAGCUUUGAUAUUUCUGCUUUUGUGGCUUUUUAUUUACAAAACAUCUCAAUUUCUGUGUCUGGGGUACAUUAAAUUGAUUUUUUGAAGUAGGAGGUUUUUAGCUUGUUUGAGUUUCCCAUGCAAUGCCAGCUCAGCACUUUAAUCCCCAUGGGAACCUUCUCCAAGAAGAAAUAUAGAAACUAAGAAAAGAAUGUUUCUUCCAUUGCUAAGGGGUUGAAAUGAAGACAUUCUGGGUAUUUUGGGGCAUUACCCAGCAUUCACUGGAGGUCUGAAAUCUACUUUUUAACAUCAAGGAAAAGAAGACCCACAUUAUUUGUGAGAAUUCUUCAGAAUUUAUUCUCCUAAUAAUCUCCAUGUUUGCUGUUUGUGUAUUUCCCUCCCUCCGUGUAAAAGGCUUGAGUGAAUAUUGGUCACUCUGCCCAUGAUUAUAAAUAUUAAAUGCAGAUGUUGAAAAUUCUCCUUCAGGAUUUAAAACUUUCUUAUUAUGCAAAAAACCAUGGAACCCUGAAGACUCCACUUCCACAAGUGCUUGGAAGUACAGUUUAAACCCACAAGUAUCUUCUUUCCUCCUGAACUGAAUGGUCUGAGUCCCCAGUGCGUCUUCUCACCAUCAAAAGCCACAAAACCUUCCUAAAACGUCAAAAUAAAACCCCAGAAUCCUUCAGCAGUGUCAUUAAACACUCCUGGAUAAACCUGAGCGUGUUGCAUGACCCUCAAGCCACAAUAGGAGUCACAAAGCACAAGCUAUGACUAAAAAUCACAAACAGGCUCAAAAUCUGAUCUCAGCCACCACGCUGUAAAUCCAUUACAACUUCAUAGAUGCUGGGUUAAUCUCGAUACAAGCUCAAUUCAGAGCGGUUUGGCCAGAAAAUUGAUAAAAUCACAUAUUUGGGGCUGUUUUUGGCAAGAAGCAGGGCCCAGCAGCUGCCAGCUUCCUGUGCACAGGGAGCUGUGGACUCUGGGGACCAACCUGAGGGAACAUUGAGCUGCAGGCCCUCCCGCCCUCACAGCGCCCAGAGGGACAUCUGCAAAACCUCCAAACCAGGGCAGCAGUUUUUGCUGGGAAUUGAGAAAACCUCCGUCAAACACAGCUGAAAAGGGGGCUAGAACUGACAGAAGCCGUCGAGGAAAACAAAUCCGAACGAGUGACGAUGGAAACCCAGCCCAGGGAGCCCAAACACAGGGCCCUCCACCCGCCUCGAGGGUCUCCUCACAGCACCGGCUGUCCAGAGACACCCGCCCCAAGCACCCCAAACCCAGGCAAGGCUUUUGGGGAUAGAUCCUCCUGAGCGCUUCUCGAAUCACCCCAAGUCACCAGGAGGACCCGUGAAGGGACCCAGAGUCGUCUCCCGAUGGCAGAAGGGGGUGCGGGGUUGGAAUUUAAUCCUCUGGGUUGUGUCUGAAAGGUGAUCCCCACAUUCCUGCAGAAUUCAUGAAGGCCUGGAGCCAGCCGGGCCGGGACAGAGACCCAGCACUGGCCGCAGGGAGGGACGUCACUGGGAGCUGAGCGCGUGGGGGACGCGCUCUGGAGGGUUCCUGGAGCCAGGAGGAGACACCUGAGCGGUCCCUGGAGCUGGGAAGGAGACACCCGAGGCUCCCUGCAUGGAGACCCCCACAGGGCUGCCCGCCCUGGACGUGGACAAAGCCGUGGCCACGGCCUUCGUGGUGCUGCUGGGGCUCUUCCUCCUCGCCAUGACCGUGCGCUGUGCCCGGCUGGUGGUGGAUCCCUACAGCGCCAUUCCCACCUCCACCUGGGAGGAGGAACCCAUCAACUGACCCCCAAAACCCGCCGGCUCCCCCAAAGCCCUCAGGGAGCCCCACCAACCCCCCAGCACCACCCCGG
This is a messenger RNA of Poecile atricapillus (Black-capped chickadee), 4139 nucleotides long. RefSeq names its product cortexin domain containing 2 (gene CTXND2). The record is from RefSeq and is a predicted model, not a curated record. NCBI's taxonomy places the organism in Eukaryota, Metazoa, Chordata, Aves, Passeriformes, Paridae. Bases 3899 to 4072 code for a protein of 57 amino acids. The transcript is spliced from 3 exons.